Messenger RNA from Meira miltonrushii, 1071 nucleotides. RefSeq lists its product as uncharacterized. Gene Ontology annotation, molecular function: translation elongation factor activity; protein binding. The transcript has a single exon. NCBI's taxonomy places the organism in Eukaryota, Fungi, Basidiomycota, Exobasidiomycetes, Exobasidiales, Brachybasidiaceae. The record is from RefSeq and is a predicted model, not a curated record. Gene Ontology annotation, cellular component: mitochondrial matrix. Bases 1 to 1071 code for a protein of 356 amino acids. Gene Ontology annotation, biological process: mitochondrial translational elongation.
AUGAUCAAAGCUAAAGAAGCCUUAACAGAAUCAUCGAAUGAUAUCAAAGGAGCAUUAGCAUGGCUUGAAAAAGAUAUGCAAAUGACUGGUGCCAAAAAGGCAUCCAAAGUCAGUGAUAGAGAGGCAAAAGAAGGAGGUGUGGCCGUCUGCAUAGUCACUGAUGGCGUUCCAGCUUCCAGCACGACUGAUUCUCAACAACAGGGCGUUCGAUUCUCACCAAUCACCUUAGCAGCUAGGGCGGGAAUCGUUGAGCUAAAUUGUGAAACGGACUUUGUUGGACGAAAUGAAAUCUUUCAAGGACUUUUAGCCGAUCUUGCACAUACGGUUGCGCUCUUUCCAACUUUGGCAAUCGAUGAUAGUAUCUCAUCAUCUUCAUCUUCACAGGAAAUGAUCGAUAUCCCAAUUCCACAGCUAUUGGAAUUUCCACUUAUCCCUAAACCCACCAAGGAAGGAGAAGGAUCGAAAUCUGCGCCAAAAACUGUAGGCAAUGCCAUUCUUGACGUCGUUUCUAGAUUAGGCGAACGUAUUCACUUAGCAAGAGCUUCUUCGCUGAGCAAUGUUGCAGCACCUCCAGCCGAUGCACCAAGAAGGAGUGAAUCACCUCAAACUUCAACUCCAUGGUUCGUUGCCAGCUCUUUCGCACAUGGAUCCUCUUCCACACAAAGUACCGAAGGACCUCAAGUUUCGAUCGGAAAGGUUGGCUCGCUCCUUCUGACCCGCAUUCAACGUCCUGACAAGGCGUCCGGCUCGGUGAAUGAGACUUCAUUGCCUUUCUUGCGCAGUCUUACACGCUCACUCGCACGUCAAGCUGCCGGAAUGCCAACACGAUCGAUCGAGCCAGCAGGCAUUGCAGAAGAUGCAGAAGAGAGCCUCUACUCGCAGUCGUUCAUAAUGCGUUUGGCAGCUUCCAAAUUACCAGGCGAAGUACUAGACUCUAGUGAGCCUACUGUCAAGCAAGUCUUACAGGCUUGGGGAAGUGCAUGGUCUGGAAAAGAAUCAUCGGGUGACUCAAUCCACGUAACAGCGAUGAGGAGAUGGCAGCUAGGCGAGCCAUUUGAGAUCAAAAAUUAA